UUCGCCAGAGGUAUUUAACUGGUGUAAAGGGGACUCACUUGCAAGUGUCUCCUGUUUGCAUGACAGUUUCUCCUGCUAGUUCACACAAUGUUCAAAAGACACAAGUCCCUUUCCUCAGAUCGCAAGCGAGAAUUAUUCUUCCAAAGAGUUUCAAGGUCCAUAAUGAAGAAUGAUAUAAGAAAUUUCCACUCUUUGUCGCAACUUGUACUCUCAGCAGGUCCUCUAAAAGCAACUCCAGCAGUCAAGCACUCAAAAACUACUCACUUUGAGAUAGAAAUCAUUGAUGCUCAAACCAGGAAACAGAUAUGCAUCGUAGAUAAGGUGACACAAACAGCUACUAUUCAUGAUGUUAAACAAAAGUUUCAUAAAAUAUGUCCCAAGUGGUGCCCUUCUCAAGUUGGACUACAGCUAGAAUGUGGUGGACCUUUUUUGAGGGACCACAUCACUAUUCAAAGUGUUGCAGCUUCCUCUAUUAUAACACUGUAUUUUACAGACCUAGGUCAGCAAGUCAGCUGGACCACAGUAUUUKUGGCUGAAUACACAGGACCUCUGCUAAUAUACCUCCUGUUUUAUUUGAGGAUCUCAUAUGUAUAUGACAGGAAAGAGAGCACUAGAAGUAUACGCCACCCAGUGGUACAUUUGGCUUGCCUCUUCCAUUGCAUACAUUAUAUCCGAUAUCUUUUGGAAACUUUAUUUGUUCACAAAGUUUCUGCAGGACGCACACCUUUGAAAAAUUUGAUACAGGGUUGUGCCUUUUACUGGGGAUUCACUUCUUGGAUUGCCUACUACAUUAAUCAUCCACAGUAUACACCACCAUCAUUUGGAAAUAGGCAAGUCACAGUAUCUGCUAUCAAUUUYCUGGUUUGUGAAGCUGGAAAUCACUUCAUCAAUGUAAUGUUGGCUCAUCCUAAUCAUACAGGAAAUAAUGCCUGUUUUCCUCGUCCAAAUUAUAACCCCUUCACAUGGCUGUUUUUGCUGGUUUCUUGUCCUAACUACACCUAUGAGAUUGGGUCAUGGAUUAGUUUCACAGUCAUGACACAAACACUGCCAGUUGGGAUAUUUACACUUCUGAUGAGUAUCCAGAUGUCUUUGUGGGCACAAAAGAAACAUAAGAUUUAUGUGAAGAAAUUCAACGCAUAUAUGCACAGGAAAUCAGCAAUAAUUCCAUUCAUAUUAUAAGAAAAAAGAUUCUUAUCUUGUAUAAAGAAAGGCAAUAUAUAAAUUCACUAAAUAAGACUUUGUGAAAGAUAGUUGACUGUUAAGCUCUAGCAAUUCAUGAAUGGCAUUUUUACCAAAUAAAAAUAUAAAAUUUUAAAAUUCACCGAAAUUAAAAUAAUAAACUUGAGGUUAAAAAUGAGAAUAAUAAAUAUAAUUAAAGAAGAAUGACACUGAAUAUGUUUUCAAGAGAUUGAUCUUUGAAUAAAUUUUUUAAUUUAUUUAUUAUGUCACAACAUUCUUUCAUAMGACAAUUAAAAUAUUUKAAUUCUAAAAUAAAUGUUUUUGAAAGUCAUAGCCUUUACAUCCCUGGAAUUUCAUACAUUAUAUUGAGAGCAAUUUAAUUUUUUCCUUUAUUGUUUAUUUUGUGACUCUGUGAAAUGUCUUAUGUUAUUAAUUUCUUUUGAAAAUUGUACUCAUUUUGAAAGUGAAUUUUACAUAAAUAAUCACAUUUUAUUUAUUCCUAAUCUAUACAUUGUAUAUUAUCAUUCUGAAAACACUACAAUGAAAAUA
Messenger RNA from Urocitellus parryii (Arctic ground squirrel), 1728 nucleotides. It is a transcript of the gene Tecrl, whose product is annotated as trans-2,3-enoyl-CoA reductase like. Gene Ontology annotation, molecular function: oxidoreductase activity, acting on the CH-CH group of donors. Gene Ontology annotation, biological process: very long-chain fatty acid biosynthetic process. The record is from RefSeq and is a predicted model, not a curated record. Lineage: Eukaryota; Metazoa; Chordata; Mammalia; Rodentia; Sciuridae.